Molecule: messenger RNA, 975 nt
Organism: Diaporthe batatas
Lineage: Eukaryota; Fungi; Ascomycota; Sordariomycetes; Diaporthales; Diaporthaceae
Exons: 3
Coding region: 1-975 (324 amino acids)
Molecular function (GO): oxidoreductase activity, acting on the CH-OH group of donors, NAD or NADP as acceptor
Source: RefSeq, a predicted model, not a curated record
AUGUCCCAGCCUCUAAUCUUCAUCACCGGCGCAACGGGCUUCAUUGGCUCUCACGUCGUUAGUCAAAGUCUUGCCACUGGUUACAAAGUACGUCUGAGCGUACGCAAAGAGGAACAGAUUAUUGCCCUGCGCAAGGUGUUCUCUCAGCAUGCAGCCAACUUAGAUUUCGCCGUCAUACCAGACUUCACAAGCCAAAGUCGUUUUGGCAAGGCGCUUGAAGGUGUCACAUACGUCUUUCACCUCGCCUCUCCCAUGCCGGGAAAAGGCUCCGACUUCAAGUCAGACUACCUAAAGCCAGCAGUGCAGGGCACCAUUGCACUGUUGGACGCUGCAAAGAAAUUUGAGUCGAUCAAACGCGUUGUCGUCGUUUCUUCUCUGUUUGCACUUAUCCCUGUGGAAUCUCUAUCCACUGGAAAAUUUUCUGCCAAAGAGGGGCUGAACCACACUAUACCCGCUGACCCUGAGAUGUCCUUCCCGGAGGACCCGAGGGCCAGUGGAGGCCAGAAGUACCACGUCUCCAAGAUCCUCGCCCAUCGCGCUACCUUGGAGUGGGUGCAGACGAACAAGCCCGCGUUUGGCCUCGUUACUCUACACCCAUCAUUCGUCUUCGGCCGCAAUAUUACUCAGACAUCAGCCGAGGGGCUAGAUGGCACAAACGCUAUGCUUUGGGGUUGCUUACACUCGGCCAAGCCAUUCAUCUUCUUAAGCGCCGUGGAUGUGCGUGACAUCGCACUCGCCCAUAUUAAAGCUCUGGAGGUCGGGAUUGGAGCCGGGGUUGAGGAAUUCAUCCUCAUCACAGAGUUUGUACGAUCGAAGUACCCAGCGUUGGAUGUUAAACUUGAGGGUCCAUUCGAGGAGCCGCCGGAGGUAAGUACUAACAAGGCGGAGACUGUGUUGGGGAUGAAGUGGAAGCCAAUGGAGGAUACGGUGGGGAGCUUUUUGGACCAGCAGUUGGAGCUUAGAGCACAGCUUUGA